This is a messenger RNA of Trichoderma gamsii, 2442 nucleotides long. Its product is annotated as anaphase-promoting complex subunit 5. Gene Ontology annotation, biological process: positive regulation of mitotic metaphase/anaphase transition; anaphase-promoting complex-dependent catabolic process; protein K11-linked ubiquitination. Gene Ontology annotation, molecular function: protein binding. The transcript has 3 exons. The coding region runs from base 1 to 2442 and encodes 813 amino acids. NCBI's taxonomy places the organism in Eukaryota, Fungi, Ascomycota, Sordariomycetes, Hypocreales, Hypocreaceae. Gene Ontology annotation, cellular component: anaphase-promoting complex. The record is from RefSeq and is a predicted model, not a curated record.
AUGGCGCGGUAUCUCACGCCGGCCAAGAUUGGCCUCCUCGUUCUGACCGAGCUAUACGUGGAAGAAGCGGUCCCCAGCGAUGCAAUCGUGCCAGUUCUGUCAUUCAUUGCGUCUCACGCCAUGGGCUACGAUCCAAAUGGACCAUCCACAAGCCAAGCGGCAAGAUGGACAAAGGCUGAGCGCGCCGUGAGCCUAGUGAUCUCGAUCAAGGACUUCGAGAAGCUACUCAGCAGCUAUCCUUUUCUGAUGGGCUUGCCCGGGAAGAGACUGUGGGAUCAGUUUCUCAAUAAGCUGUGGGGAAUUGACUCGCUCCACGCCCUCGGUGAGUUUUUCGAGCAUCUUUCGUGGACGCUGUCUAGAACAAAAGAAGAGCUUCGCCGAGAAGGGCUGGAUCCUGAUGAGCCCCAACUGGGCGUCAAACUCACCAACAACUCUCCUCUCGGCGCUUUCGUCCGCAGAGCCCGCCUCGAGUACCAACGCUUGCGGUUUCACGACUGCACCGAGCUCUGGAAAGACUUUGUCCGGUAUCGACAGCCAACAUCCCACUAUCAGAAGCGGAGGAAUCCAGACUUCGGCCGAUACAGUUUCGAUCAGGUGCUGCAGCGUGGAGAGCUGGAAGACUGGGAUGUUGACAAAGUUGCGAGCCUGGCGUCGGUGGCGUAUGGCGACAUGUUGACAGGGGACCGGACUGGGGGCCUCUCUGUCAGCAUAGAUGACGUUGAAAACUUACUCGACUUCCAGAUCGAGCAAAUGCAGAAAUACGGUAACCGGAUACCGCUGGAGAUUCGACACCAGUUUCACGACCUCCUCAACGACAGCUUCUUGGUUCCCAGCCUAACGCAUUAUAUCACCUUUCUCGACGCCUGGAGAGCCGGUGAUUAUCCCACGGCGUUCGACUUUCUGCAUAGAUACUUUGAUUAUACAAUGCAGCAUCGUGAUCGACUCUUUUACCAGUACGCCUUGAUGAACUUGGCCGUUUUACAAGCCGACUUUGGCUGUUAUAAAGAAGCCAUAACGGCCAUGCUUGAAACAGUGACCACAGCAAGAGAAAACAGGGACAUAACUUGCCUCAACUUCUCUUUGAACUGGUUGUUUCAUUUUGGACAAGCCCACCCGGAUCUCGUUCGUGAUCUGCAAGCGGAUAACCUCCUCGGCACAAGCAAAGAGACAUUGGCCUUCCUCCGAGUGAAAGCUAGGGAAGCGGGAAUGUGGACUCUUUGGAGCUCUGUGCUCUUAAGCGAGGCCAAACUUUGUCUCAUCAACGGCGACAGUGUAGCCACCGCUCUUGAAUACAUGGUACGAAGCUCGCAGAUUAUUGUGGAGAAGAAUAUGAAGGGCAUGUUCGGGGCACAGCUCGGCUUAUACUCGUCCCUCUGGAACAGGCUUGGUCUCGGUCACCUCACCACUGUAUCAUGUGAGAUCUUCUUACGGUGCCAUACAUGCCAUUCUAUGUUUGAUGAUGAGCUCAAGAUGAUCAGUCGAUUUUCGUCUGCACUUUUAGACCAGGGGAAAUAUCGCGAAGCUAUGGAGAUCUUAGACAAGGCUGACGAAAACUCACGGCGGUCGUGGAAGCCCAAUCAGUACUGGUUCAAGUAUAGGGGGGUCAUACAGCUCAAGAGAGACUUACAUCACAACAACUUGGACGGUGCAGAGCAGCUCUUGAGUCAGUUUCUACAGUCCAAAGGGGACGACUUCGAGCCCGACCUCGCUCUCGUAAUUGAUACCGCCCACAUAGAUUACUUGACUCGUCGCGGAGACUUGUCAUCAGCCGCCGAGAAAGUCGAUCAGAUGAUUACGGAACUUAGAGACGAGAAUAGAGAUAUAAGUCUACGAGUCAGGGCCCUGCUCAUCAAGGCUUCGCUCCUAGAUAAGUGCGGGCGGCCCCAGCGUGCUUUUUCCGUUGCCUUGCGUGCGGCAAACCUAUCUCUGCGCGCGCGGCUGAUGUCUCUGCUGUGGGCUGCAAUCGGCGCAAUAUCAAAUAUCAUGGUCUCCAUGAAUGAAUUCGAAGCCGCAAUGCAGCUACUCAUAGCCGUAUUACCGCGGAGUCUGGAGUGUGACUCCCCAACCCUCACCGCAAAAUUAUAUUCAUAUUUCGCUGAUGCCUGUAUGGGGUUAGCCGGGCAAUGUGAAAGCUAUGGCGUUGCUAGACAAGGGGAAGAAGCUCCAGAGCAGGACCAGGAAGCUAUAGAGACUGAGUCGCCCAAGUCAGCCACUCAACGCCGUGAUGAGUACCUCACAAGAGCGGCAAUGGCGGUCCAGAGUGCUUUUGAUGAGUAUUCUAGCAUUGAAGAUAUCAAUAGUCAGUGCGAGAUGAUGGCAAAGAAGGCUGUAAUUAUGAAAGUACUGGGCGACAUGGUCCUUGCUGCGGAUUAUGCCGCAGCUUAUGCUGAGCUCAAGAAGAAGGCUGAAUCUCUGAGUUUGAACGGGGGAGACACUACAUAG